Molecule: messenger RNA, 2810 nt
Organism: Salvelinus namaycush (lake trout)
Lineage: Eukaryota; Metazoa; Chordata; Actinopteri; Salmoniformes; Salmonidae
Gene: sec22a
Product: SEC22 homolog A, vesicle trafficking protein
Exons: 7
Coding region: 171-1085 (304 amino acids)
Biological process (GO): endoplasmic reticulum to Golgi vesicle-mediated transport
Source: RefSeq, a predicted model, not a curated record
UAUCCUAUUUAGCAUGUCGGAAGUUCCUAGUUCCGACUAAUAUCGAACGCGGCAUCUGUCCUGCGUGUACGUUUGCGCCACAACAGAAUGUAGGCAAAUACAAACGGUGCCCGGUGAUGCUACGUUACAAGAAAUAAACUACUUUGCGGUGUGUAGAGCUAGCCAGCUGUAUGAUGUCAAUGGUCUUGUUUGCCUCUGUGGUGCGGGUGGUGGACGGUCUACCCCUGUCUGCCUCCACAGACUACGAGCAGGACAAAGGCCUUCAGGAAACCAAGAAGCAAGUCAAAGCACUGUCCAAGAAACUCAGCCAGUUCCCUGACCGGUGCACUCUGAAGGCUGGACAGUACAAUAUCAAUUUCACCUGCUGUCUGGGUGUGGGUUAUCUGAUGGUUUGUACAGAGAACUACCCCAACGUCCUGGCCUUCUGUUUCCUGGAUGAGCUGCAGAGGGAGUUCAUCGUCACGUACGAUGCCAAGCGUGUCAAUAGCGCUGUGAGGCCAUACUCCUUCAUCGAGUUGGACAACUUCAUCCAGAAGACGAAGCAGCGCUUCAACAGCCCCCGCUCUCUGUCCACUAAGAUCAACCUGGCCGACAUGCAAACAGAGAUCAAACUUCGACCGCCCUACCAGCUGACCCCUGAGGACCUAGGAUCCAUCAACGGCUUCUCAUACCACACCCCCUCCAAGUACAAGGGCAUAACUCCCAGCCAACAGCUUGAUCCUGUGACUCUACCUGGCAUCGUCUCCUGUGUGCUGAGCAUCCUCUGUGGAGGCCUCAAUCUACUCCGAGGGGUUCAUGCUAUAGAGAGCACCAUACAGAACGACGAUGAAGAUUUUAAUUACGUGAUUGCCUUUUUCCUGGGCACAGCAGCCUGUCUGUAUCAGUGCUCCCUGUUUGCGUACUUCUCUGUGUGGAGGAACAGUAAGUCAUUCCUGGCCUUCGCCCUGAUCUGUCUGUCCAACAUGUACCUGUAUGAACUGAGGAACGUGUGGCAGAUCCUCUUCCAUGUGACUGUAGGGGCCUUCAUGACACUACAGAUCAGACUGAGGCAGCCGCAGGGCAAGGCUCCGGACUACAACGUCUGACAAACUACAACCACGAGACUUAGUCAAACAAGAAAUAAACAACUUCAGUGUCUGACAACCCAACAAAUAUACUAAUUUACAACCAACCAACCACCAACAACAAAACCAUGUCUAAGGCUAUGGAGCAAAGAAGUGCCUCUGCUCCUGCUCUCUUUAUCAUGUUCCUUCCCCACCACCGCUCAGGAUUGUGGGCCAGCCUGGCCCUGCUUCAAUCCUGUUGGAUGCUGAGCUCACUUUAGCGUGGCCUCAAAGUGAUACGGCCCAAUAGGAUUAAUGGGCGGUGCCACUACAGCCAAAUAAUUAGUUAAUUGGCUAAUAAUAAUAUUCAUAUGAAUAUGUUUGGGGUAACUAUCAGGAGUCUGAACAGGGGUUUCUGACUUAAAUUGAAUCUCUGGCAUCACAGACAUGUAUAAUUUAAGUAAUUUAGCAGACGCUCUUAUCCAGAGUGAAUACAGGAGAAAUUAGUGUUAAGUACCUUCCUAAAGGGCAUAUCGACAGAUUUUUUUUUUACCUAGUCGGCUCGGGGAUUCAAACCAGCGACAUUUUGGUUACUGGACCAAUGCUCUUAACCGUUAGGCUACCUGCCACCCCAGUAUCAUAUGUUAUUCAAUAUCUUGGCUAGUAAAGAUUUGUUUUAUUGAUUUGAGAAUAAUUUAUUCAAAAUAAUGUGUAUGAUCAUGUCACACCUGUUACUUCCAUGUACUGCUGUACUUUGUUGCAGGCUUCAUGAAAAUGCUAUUGCUUGUAAGCUGAGUUUGGCAAAUGUAAUGUGGUGUUAUCCCACUGGGAGGCCAACCUUAUCAGCUCCGUAUCAUCUGCCAGACCUCCUGGUGCAGUGGUGGUAACAGCAGCCACUGCUGGAAAGGGUUUCAUUUACCUGUGAGCCAUCUGCCAUCCCGAUGUUUCAGGGUAUUACUCUAAAGGCCAGAGUAGGAGAGGAGCUAGACUAGUUACUUAUAUUGUAGCAGAAAUGGUUACUUCCCAAAAUACUCAAUGCAUUUCUUUUGCCAUGUAUUUUCCAAUGCAUCAUUUAUUUUGCAUAGCUUUUAGAUUCUAUUGCAGAAAUGUUUGACUUGUCAGAAGCAUAAAUUACUGAGGACAAUGUCAGUAAAAUUCCUAGAAACAUUGUUAAUUUAAUGAAGAGUUAAGGGAUUGUGCCAACAAUGUUAGUUUUUUGGGGGGGUGGAGUGGCCUGUGUCAGUCAGACUAGAGAUAGUCAUUGCAUGAGUGGAGAGUAUAAACAUGGAACCAAGUAUUAUGAACAUCUGGCAACUAACUACAUGUAUAUCUGGGCACUACUGCACGGAUCCAACCCUUAACAUGUGUCAUCAACAAUGGCCAACAUGUUACUAUUAGCUUGUACAUCUUAGCAGACUGUGGUACUUGACCUUUGACCUAAGUUAGCCUCCAGUAUGACAUCUAGGACUUAAAUGUUUUAUUUGAUGUUGGCUGUUUCCAGGGGUGCAACUUUCACUGCGGAUGAUGCAUUUUUAUCCCCCCCCACAGUUGUAUCAUUGGAAUGUGAUACAAAAUAAGUUAACGGUGUGCUUUAGGACCAUGCAGACGCCUCCGAGCAGUCGGGUAGGGUGUUUAUCCGACUGGAUAAAAAAAUGUCUCCCCCCCCACUUCUAAAACCAAAGUUGCGCCCCUGGCUGUAUGUAAUGACAUACUUUUGCAAUCUAUGUAACUAAAUAUACAACAUUAAACAGAUCCUCAUUUUGCUAA